CACGGCCACUCCGCCCCCGCUGCUCUCGCGUUGCCGGCCCCGACAGAGACGAGGCACGGUCGGCUGCUCUCGGUUCCCCGCGCGCGCGCUAGCUAGAAGGACGACCUGCGCUGGUCUCGCCAUGGCCGCCAAGAAGGUGGUGCUGAAGCUGGACCUGCACGACAACAGGGACAAGCAGAAGGUGCUCAAGGCAGUCUCCACUCUCCACGGCAUCGACUCCAUCGCGGUGGACAUGAAGGAGUCCAAGCUGACGGUGGUCGGGCUGGCGGACCCCGUCGACGUCGUGGGCAGGCUGCGCAAGGUCGGCUCCGCCGCCAUCGUCUCCGUCGGCCCGGCCACGGAGGAGAAAAAGAAAGACGGCGACAAGAAGGAGGGGGGCGGCGACAAGAAGGACGCUGACAAGAAGGGCGACGACAAGAAGCCCCCGCCGCCCCCGGUGUACCCGUACCCGUACCCGUGGCACGCGUACGCCGCCGCCGCCGCCGCCGCGCAGUACCAGUACCACCCCCGGCCGUACCCGCCCCAGUACGUCGUCCACAGCGCCGAGGAGGACCCCAACUCCUGCGUCAUCUGCUGAUCUGAUGCCGGCGUGGCGCAGCACAGUCACAGUCUUCUUUUUUGCACAUUCCUAUAUUUGUUGUUGUUGGCCUGCUCUGCUUGCCUACCUGCUCGAUCGACCGCCACGUCGUCGGUGAUCGCCGGGACCGGGGCGGGUGUGGUGGUUGGCUGCUCCGCUCGUCUCUAUGCUGGCGGUGGGGUUGGUCGUUGGCCCGUGUCCGCAGGUCGUUGCAAUUGCAAUCAUGCAGGCGAUCCAUCCAAAAGUACUUGUUGCCUUGUCGGGGUUCUCAGGCUGCUGACCAGCGUGGUCGCGUAGUGUGCAUGCGGUUUUUUGUCCUUGGCUAUUUG
Zea mays is the source of this 906-nucleotide messenger RNA. Its product is annotated as Heavy metal transport/detoxification superfamily protein. The record is from RefSeq and is marked provisional. NCBI's taxonomy places the organism in Eukaryota, Viridiplantae, Streptophyta, Magnoliopsida, Poales, Poaceae. Gene Ontology annotation, molecular function: metal ion binding.